AUUUUACGUUCCUCCAGGCCGUUUGGUGGCGCUACGGCGCCAUAAAGCCUGGUUUAAAGACACCAACGAAGAAGAAGGAACAACAGGAAGUUGGUUAACACGGCGCUAUUGUUUACUUGUUUGGUUAGCGAUGCUCAGAUAACCUGUAGUUAGUUGUUAGUGGUAUUUUAUUAUUGUAAACUGCGCGUCAUUGCAGUUGCAUAUUUUGCAGAAACUCCUAAUCCCAGGCACUGAGGUAAUGGAUGCUGGCAGCCGGAAAGACAAACCCAAACAGAAGGAGACGUCUGUACGAGGAGACCGAGCGAAACAGAAAUCUGCUCAGCAGGAGCUUAAGCAGAGACAGAGAGCAGAGAUCUACGCCCUGAACAAAGUCAUGACGGAAGUCGAACAGCAGCAGUUUGAGGCGUUUUGCCAGCAGAUGCAGUCGCAGCCGGAAUGAAGAUGUGACAUGUUUAAAAGUAAAACUAACCGAUGAGCUGCAACCCUUACGGCAUCGUACACCGUUCUCCUUAUGUGCAGAGUGAUGUAUCGAGUGGUCAGUUAUAUAAUAUAUGUCAAUCGUGUGGCAGCAGCAUGAUGUAUAAAAUCAUGCAGAUGCAGGCCAGAGCUUCAGGUAAUGUUCACAUCAAACGUCAGAAUGAAGUCUGAUCUCUGUGACUUUAACCAUGGCGUGGUUGUCGGUGCCAGAUGGGCUGGUGUGAGGAUUUCAGAAACUGCUGAUUUCCUGGAAUUUUCACACACACACAACAGUCUUUAGAGUUUAUAAAGAAUGGAGCGGGAAAAAAAACCACCAAAAAAACAGAGUGAGCGACGGUUCCGUGAGUGGAAAGGCCUCGUCGAUGACAUGGGGUCAGAGGGAAAUACCCGGAUUGGUUUCAAGCUGCCAGGAAGUCUAUAGUAACUCAAAUAAUCACUCUUUUUUUUUUUUUUUUCAAGCAUGAUGAGAAGAAAAGCAUCUUAGAACGCACAACACAUCAAACCUUGACAUGGCUGAGCUACAACAUCAGAAGACCACAUCAGGUUCCUCUCCUGUCAGCCAAGAAUAUGAAUCUGAGGCUAUCCUGGGCAUAGACUCACCCAAAUUGGACAGAUGAUCUCAUCAGCGAGGCGUUUCCAAUCAUGGAACCGUCGCUCACACAGUGUUUUAUUGUUUGUCGCACCAUUCUGUGUAAACUCUAUAGACUGGUGUGUGUGUGUGUGUGUGUGUGUGUGUGUGUGUGUGUGUGUGUGAGAAAAUCCCAGGAGAUCAUCAGUUUCUGUAAUACUCAACCUAGCCCAUCUGAUACUGACAACCCUGCCACAGUUAAAGUCAGACUUUUUCUUCAUUCUGAUGUUUGAUGUGAAUGUUAACUGAAGCUUUUGAUGUGUAUCUGCGUCAUUUUAAUGCAUUGUGCCACUGCUACAUGAUUGGCUGAUAAAUGGAUGACUGCACAAGUGAGCAGGUGGACAGUGUGUACAGUAUGUUACAUGAUUUAUGCUUUCAGUCGAUGAUCAUACCUUCACAGUAUUUAUACUAAUGUUAUGGGUCAGUCACAAAGCGUGAAGGAUCAAAUGGAGCUAUGUAUCAAUCUGUUACAUAUUUUUUUAUAAAUGUAUAUAAAUAUAUAUAAUAUC
Molecule: messenger RNA, 1614 nt
Organism: Ictalurus furcatus (blue catfish)
Lineage: Eukaryota; Metazoa; Chordata; Actinopteri; Siluriformes; Ictaluridae
Gene: svbp
Product: small vasohibin binding protein
Exons: 3
Coding region: 239-439 (66 amino acids)
Biological process (GO): negative regulation of protein ubiquitination; protein secretion
Cellular component (GO): apical part of cell
Source: RefSeq, a predicted model, not a curated record